UUUGGUAGCGAGAGUUUAAAGAUGGCGUAUAAGCAGCCGUCCUCUAUCCGUGUUGAAACAGAGUUAAGCCCAGAAGAAAAGCGCUUGGUACAAGAAAGGGCUAAACUUCGCAGUGCAUUAAAAAAGGAAUACAUCAGACAGCUGACAGAUCCACACAAGCAUGGCGAAGGUGGAGUUUUGUUUGACCCAGCAGUCCAGAGGUUCCAGUCGGCUAGAGCAAGCUACUAUGAGUACUUCAGACCUACACCGAAAGGGUAUUUCAAGUGGAUGUUUGCGUGUGUGAUUCCAAUUGUCGCGUAUGCGUACCUUCUGAAGAAAGACAGGGAUGCCUUUGAGAGAAAGUGCCGCACGGGAGAGAUCAAGUAUCAGGACAGGAUGUUUAAAUUUGUCUAGGCCAGGAGUCUGAAGUAUACUGUAGCAUUAUAGAAAUAAAAUGUUUUCUCCUUAAAGAGAUGUCGCUCAAGCAGACACAUGUGGAGCAGUAAAACAGA
Messenger RNA from Ornithodoros turicata, 491 nucleotides. RefSeq names its product NADH dehydrogenase [ubiquinone] 1 beta subcomplex subunit 4-like (gene ND-B15). Gene Ontology annotation, cellular component: mitochondrion. The record is from RefSeq and is a predicted model, not a curated record. Bases 22 to 393 code for a protein of 123 amino acids. Lineage: Eukaryota; Metazoa; Arthropoda; Arachnida; Ixodida; Argasidae. The transcript has 3 exons.